Messenger RNA from Vigna angularis (adzuki bean), 720 nucleotides. RefSeq names its product mitochondrial import inner membrane translocase subunit TIM14-3. Gene Ontology annotation, biological process: protein import into mitochondrial matrix. Gene Ontology annotation, cellular component: PAM complex, Tim23 associated import motor. The record is from RefSeq and is a predicted model, not a curated record. The transcript is spliced from 3 exons. NCBI's taxonomy places the organism in Eukaryota, Viridiplantae, Streptophyta, Magnoliopsida, Fabales, Fabaceae. The coding region runs from base 149 to 481 and encodes 110 amino acids. Gene Ontology annotation, molecular function: ATPase activator activity.
AUUAAAUUAAAAUAAAGAAAAACAAAAUAUAAGUAUAAAAAUGAAAAGCUAAUUUUUAUAGUGUUCCUCAACUCAGCCCUCUUCCCGUUUGCCGGCAAAACAAAACCCUAUUCGAAUUUUGUAUUCAUUUCUCGAAGAUUUUAGCAUAAUGACUUCACCAUUGGUGGCUGGGCUUGCAGUGGCAGCUGCGGCUUAUGUAGGUAGAUAUGGUAUCGUGGCUUGGCAGGCAUUCAAGGCUAGACCGCCUAGGAUGCGUAGAUUUUAUGAAGGUGGUUUUCAGGCUACCAUGACUAGGAGGGAAGCAGCUCUUAUACUGGGUGUUAGAGAGCGCACUCCAACAGAUAAGAUUAAAGAAGCACAUAGGAGGGUGAUGGUUGCAAACCAUCCAGAUGCAGGUGGCAGCCAUUAUCUUGCAUCCAAAAUUAAUGAAGCAAAAGAUAUGUUACUUGGAAAGACCAGGGGUGGUGGCUCAGCAUUUUGAAGCCCCUAGGAAGCCUUUCUUUCCAUUAUUUUCACACUACGCGAUUCUCACUAGAUUUCAAUUACAAUUUUUUUGGCCAUCGUCCAAUUACUUAUUGCAUUACCAAUUCGAUAGGGAGAAAACGGAAAACUAAACAUGGUUACGCAUAUAUCUAGAUGAUAUGGCUCCAAUCUAACAUGGCUUGUGCUAUUGAAGUGAAGAUUGUUGUCAACAAAAGCGAUUUUUACUUCCUCAUUCUA